Monomorium pharaonis (pharaoh ant) is the source of this 2007-nucleotide messenger RNA. RefSeq lists its product as uncharacterized. Bases 399 to 1085 code for a protein of 228 amino acids. The transcript is spliced from 2 exons. The record is from RefSeq and is a predicted model, not a curated record. NCBI's taxonomy places the organism in Eukaryota, Metazoa, Arthropoda, Insecta, Hymenoptera, Formicidae.
CCCACUACACUAAUCGUAUAAGCAGCGCCCUUAUCUUGGCUGCUAGCGAGCGCCGAUAUCAGGCUGCUAGAUUUUACAAACAUAAAAACUUUAAAUUUUUAAAUAAAUAAAUAAAUAAAAUAAAAUAACAUGCGGAUACUGUAGUCUGCGUUUAAUAUUAUACCUGAAAAAUUUCUUUGAUACAAUUGAACCUAUAGUAACAUAAUAAAUCUUAGCUUUCUCUUUUUCGAAAUUCUUUUCAAAAGUCAUGUGACUUACAAAUAGCAUAAGUAUAUAUAGGUGAGACUCUUAGAGCAUCCCUUAGACGUUUUCAAGUCUAUUUCUGAGCAAGUUUAUCCGAAGUCUGUGUGCAGCUAGUUUUCAAGUGUGAUUAGUAAAAGAUAUAGUUUUUCCGAAAAAUGAGUGAUAUGGAAAUCGAAGUUAUCGACAUCGCUGAUGAUGAUUACAUCGAAGUUAUCGACAUCGCUGAUGAUGAUUACAUCGAAAUCAUCGACAUCGCGGACGAUGAUGAUGAAGUCGAAAUUGGAGAUGUACAUAAUGUACAUUGUGUAAAUAAUGUAAAUAUAGAUGUAAAUAAUGAAGAAAAUAUAAAUAUGGAUGUAAAUAUGGAUGAACAAAUCGACGUUGCUGACAUCGUACAACAUCAUAUAAACGACGAGAAUUUUUUUAACAUCAUCGAUGAUUUUGAUGAAAAUGUGCCGGAUUUCCACCUUGAGGAGGAACAAGAGGAUAACGAGAGCGUGCUGUCUGAAGAUAGCAAUUACAAUAGUGACUGUAGUGAUGAUUUUGAAGAAUCUGUGGAAAGGCCUAUCAGUAUUAGGCAAGUCCAAGCCAUAAACGAAGAAACGAAACAUUGUGCUAUUUUUUCAUACUAUAAAACCGAGCAGACAUACGGCACAGGCACAUACACGGCUUGUGCUGAAUGCAUGGUGGAAUUGAUGGUCGCAGACGUGGACCAUUUUUUCGCCGUCCGUCAACACCUUACGGACAGGUUUACGGCAAUUAGCAGCAAAUAUUGCUCUAAUUGUCGUAAACCAGUAUACAUAUUAAUUCCAUGCAAUAUGUGUCCGGUCUGCACACAUUAAAAAAAAAAAUAAUUAAAUAAAUAAAAAAAAACUAUGAAAAAACUAAGAAAAAAAUUAAAAAUAAAAUAAAGUUAAAAAAACAUACAUUUCUUGACAAUAGUCACCAUUUCCACCACCACUACCACUAUUAUUGGAGGGGCGCACCGUAUAAGAAGAACAUCGCCAUACAUCAGUCGCUCAUUACGAAUAUCCUCACUACAGUCGCUCAUUACCAAACGGACAACAAAGGAUAACGUUGGCUGCUGGAGUCAAUUGGAAAAACGUACUUCCCGAAGAUGAACUACUACGUUCCAAUCCAGGAAAACGAAGCUCAUGAUAAACCAAAAUCACAGCCGCGCCAUACACCUCGCAUCCUGAGAAGGAGAUUUCCCCUUACGGCUACAUCCUACAAGUACUUGGAAAUGGGAAUCAGCGUAGGGUCUGAGCCUUUUGUGGAGAUGAUUCUUGGCGACAACAAGGGAAAUCAGCUAAUUUUGCCAUAUAUAACAUGGCAAAAAUUUAUCGAGAGACGUGUGGAUAUUGAAGAACUCGUACGAGCAACUAUACCAUCUUCGAGACUUUUUAUUUGUGAUUUAGUAAUAGAAAUUGUAAACGUACACGAUAAAGGUAUCGUAAAAUUAACACUGUAUAAUACCUGUAUAUAUAUGAAACCAUUAACAAUAUUAUUUUUACUUAAUUUCGAACACUGCGUUGAAUCUAUGUAUAAUCAAUUAUAUCAAAAUACUUAUAGUGUAAGUAAUAAAUAUAAGAAGUUUAUUACUAUUUUGCGUCAAAAUUAUGUUACUAAUAAGUAUGAUGCUAUAAAAAUGCUGAAUGAAAAUUAUGAUAAAACUUGUAUCAUAGAAUGCGAACUAGUGACUUAUGCAUCCGAUAAUAUUGUAUAUGAUGCUUUACAUAAUUAAUAAAUAUGUUUUUGUAUAAA